AUGGCUGCACCGGUGAUAGAGAAGAAACGGUUCUUCUGUCGCGAAUGGGCGUUCACAAAGCUGUCCCAUUGCUUGGAACAGAGGCCAGCUUCGAAGACGUGCGGUGUUUUAGUAGUCGGCGGUCCAGGAAGUGGGAAGACCGCGUUCAGCGCGGAAUUGGCCUGGCCGUCGGCUGGUGCCAACGCUAGACAUCAGAGAUCCUUAAACAGGAGAUUAUUGGCCAGGCAUUUCUGUCAGGCUAGGAGCGAGGCUUCCUUGUCGCCGGCUCAAUUCGUCAGGUCUCUGGUCGCUCAGCUUCUGCAACCUGGUUCAGAUGGGAUUCACAGAGUGGCCUCGAGCUCCCCAAUACCAGGCAGCACAACCGCCACCAACGCCACGACAGUGCCGUUAACAUCGAGAGAAAUGGUGGCAGAAGCCUACGCUGAGAAGCUUCGAACCGAUCCAGAGAUACAAGCCGCUCUGCAGCCGGACGUCCUCGAUAGAGACCCCGACGAUGCUUUGAAGAAAGCGCUGCUGUUCCCUCUAUUGGAGUUAGAGCCACCGAAAUGCUGUCUGUUCCUGUUAGUCGACUCGAUCGACGAGGGACAGACGCUGGAUCUCCCUCAAACUGGCACCAGAGACUCAAGAAGGGAAAACGAUAACGUCAGCAGGACGAUCGCUGAAUUAUUGGCCAAUCAUCAUCAUCUGUUCCCUCAGUGGUUGCUUCUAGUUUGUACUGCUCGACGCCAGAGCAAACCGAUCUCGCGAAUGUUCAGCGGCUUUCGAAAGAUCCCUUUGGAUGAUCUAAGGAAAUCUUUGGUUGUGAGAGACAUUCAGCAGUACAUCCUUGCACGAUUGGAUCAAGAAGAUGCUCUCAGGUAUUGGCAUUGGAACCACUGUUGGAACCUAGAUACUUUAAGAAUUUCAAUUCUGACACUACCGGUUCAAUUUUUUCACUUUCCUACAUAUUUAAAUGUUUUAGAUAAAUGUAUUGUUAAUUUCUAUUUAUCCAGGCAGCACAUCUCGCGCGACACAGCCGAGAUGCUAAACCAGCUGCACAUCAAGAGCAACGGCUGUUUCCUCUACCUGGAGAAAGUUCUCGACGGAGUGGCUGAGAACUUCAUCGUUCUACGCGAAGUUCGCGAGAUACCGGGCACCCUGAAUGGCCUCUACCUGUGGCUGUGUCAAAGGCUCUUCAGUCGGAAGCAAUUUGCCAAAGUUCAACCUCUACUGAACGUGAUCCUAGCCGCGAAACUGCCCAUCACCCAGGAGAUACUCUACAAAUGCGUGAAAACCGCGUGCGCCAACAUCACAAUAGAAGACUUCAAUCGACGUUUGCAUCUUCUACGCAGGGUCAUCUCUGUUUCUCGUGCAGGUGCACUGAUGCUGUUCCAUCACAGUUUCGCUGAAUGGUUGCUGGAUGUGAAACACUGCACGCAGAAGUAUCUGUGCUCCGCUGUAGAGGGUCACGCGAUGCUGGCCGCGUAUUACACCCUUCGUGGCCCGGAAUUGAACGCCGAUGAAAUCUGCGUGCUUGGUCAACAUUUACAACGGGCGAUAACCAGCGUCGCUACCACAAAUUGUAACCUGGACGUGCACACGCUUCAAGUGCUCUGGAUGAUAGGCAGCGGAGCACCGAUAGAAGAUUGCUACCUGGACAGCUCGGAGUGUAUACUCUGGCCCAGGCAGGAAGUGAAGUUGCUGAAACUGUUGAUCGACGCGGGUGCCAAACCCUCCGAGAAGGUCGUCGAAGACGACGCCAGCAAGGAUGCUGUCUCUUCUAGUCAAGUCUCGCAAGAUGUAAGCCCAAUGGAUGAAUCUCCCAGCGAGCCAUUAACGGAACUGCUCGGCGAAAGCGGGGACAUCAAUCAAGCUGAUUCUUGCGGGCGAACAGUGCUGCACACGCUUGCUGCGGAUGGUAAUGCAUCUCUGCUGGAGCUGGCUCUGGCGACGUGUCCUCAGGUGGUGCGAGUUCUGUUAGCUGCAGGGGCUUGCGCGGAUCACGCUGACUGCGAUGGAUGGACGGCCCUGAGGGCUGCUGCCUGGGGUGGACAUACCCAGGUAGUCGAAAUGCUGCUGGAGCACGGAGCAAUGGUGGAUUGCGCCGAUUGGGAUCAACGGACAGCGCUCAGGGCAGCCGCAUGGGGUGGCCACGAGGACAUCGUUAAAGCGCUUCUGCAACACGGCGCCGACGUCAACAGAACCGAUGACGAGGGUAGAACCGCCUUAAUUGCCGCUGCCUACAUGGGUCACAGCGAGAUCGUCGAACAUCUUCUAGACUUUGGCGCGGAGAUCGAUCACGCGGAUAACGACGGAAGGACUGCCCUCAGCGUAGCUGCCCUCUGUGUACCCUCCAAUCACGGCUAUGCAAAAGUGGUCACGAUCCUCUUGGAGAGAGGAGCUGCAGUCGAUCAUCAGGAUAAGGAUGGCAUGACACCAUUGUUAGUGGCCGCGUUCGAGGGGCACAGAGACGUUUGCGAGUUGCUGCUGGAAUACGAGGCUGAUGUGGAUCAUUGCGAUGCUACUGGGCGCACACCUUUGUGGGCAGCUGCCAGCAUGGGUCAUGGAUCAGUGGUCGCUCUUCUCUUAUUCUGGGGAUGCUACGUUGACAGCAUUGAUAACGAGGGCAGGACCGUUUUGAGUGUGGCUGCUGCCCAAGGUGGCACCGACGUAGUGAAACAAUUGUUGGACAGAGGCUUGGACGAGCAACACAGGGACAAUUCAGGAUGGACGCCGUUACAUUAUGCGGCAUUCGAAGGCCAUAUCGACGUUUGUGAAGCAUUGUUGGAAGCCGGAGCGAAAAUUGACGAAACUGACAACGAUGGGAAAGGUGCUCUGAUGCUAGCUGCCCAAGAAGGGCACGCUGCGUUGGUUGAAAGGCUCCUAGAACAGCAUAGAGCACCGAUCGAUCAACACGCUCACGAUGGAAAGACUGCUCUU
Molecule: messenger RNA, 2919 nt
Organism: Heterotrigona itama
Lineage: Eukaryota; Metazoa; Arthropoda; Insecta; Hymenoptera; Apidae
Source: the annotation of a GenBank genome assembly